CUAGUUGCUCCAACUAGCGUCGCCAUGCCGGGCGCUGUCGGUUUAGUAGCAUCUCUUGACCCGCAUUAUUGGCCCCGGGGAACACUAGUGCAUUUGCGAGGAGUGAUAUCGGUCCAUUGAACCUCGUUCUGGAAAGUUUUCGCACCCUGGCGAAGAGACGGCGCAAUCUAAGACAGAUACAGGCCAACGGUUCCUUCAUCACUCCACUCUCAUGUCAAAGUCGUGAUGACGACCCUUGAAGGAUGCGAGGCGCGCGAUUCGUGUCGUCUUUCACUUCUGCAUAAAAAGAUAUGGUAAACUGACGAUAACGUUGGAGAUCGUGAGGCCUGUAGAGAUACACUCAGACGCCACAUUCGUUAUCUACAAUGCUUACAAGAGGUACAAUCGCCUUGAAACACGUUAGGAGACGUUUGCGCGCUUCAACGAUAAAUUUUCAAGUCGGAGAACUGCGGUGCGUGCGAUCCAUAGGUACGCUAUGUCUUGAUGUUCGAAGCCCCAGAUACCUGGGUUGGGAACUGAUUGCAUCCACUCUCAUCAAUACCCAUCAUCUGACCUUUUCCUCCCGCAGCCUCAUGUGCUCGUCCUUGCCCUUUCCCUGUCUUUCCCGGAUAGUUUCAUCCUCCCCGUCAACCCGACAGCCCCAAGACCCAAAAAUAUCACCACAAUUCUCCGAUGCCAAUUGUCCGUCAAAGGAUCCGUCUGAACUCACUUACCACAGAAUGGAGAUCUCCGUAAUUCCAUGCCUUCUUUUCCUUCGUACUCGUUCCUGUCACUUCGAAGGGAUCUCAUCUUAUGGACAUAAGAGAACAAGCUUACCAGGACUACGUAAAACUUCUAGAACCCUUUGAGAAGCCAGGCUUCGAGCGAAGGGUUCGUGGGCUCUUUUAGAGAAUGCGCGAGUGCAAACGUCACUACUCAAAACGGCAUGUUAUUACUCACAGA
Molecule: messenger RNA, 942 nt
Organism: Lindgomyces ingoldianus
Lineage: Eukaryota; Fungi; Ascomycota; Dothideomycetes; Pleosporales; Lindgomycetaceae
Exons: 2
Coding region: 366-848 (160 amino acids)
Source: RefSeq, a predicted model, not a curated record